AUGCAAUCACCAUCUCCCACACCACCCGUACCACUCCCUGCUACCGCAACCCGUCAGUGGGGAUUUCCCUUGACAAAAGAUCAAGUGACAUUCAUCGAUCAUGAUAAUGUCAUCGACAAGGAAGGCUACCCCCUAUAUCCCAACCACAACACCGUAUUUGUACUUCUACCUGGCGUCAAUAUAACUAACUUCGGCACUGUAGGAUUUUCAAAGACUACCUCGUCAGAAACCUCAAAGGAUGGACGUUGGAAGAUCCAUCGCGCACACUGCCUUGGAGUGAUUCUUUGCACUCGUGAUGGUUGUGAGUACGCUGGACCGACCCCCACAGGCCAAGGGAAGAUUGAAGAGCUUCUCCGCACCCGACGAAUGCCCUGGCAGCAUCUACUGGAAGCAAUGUCACAAUACACAAACCAGGAAUUGCUUGCCGCGGAAGUUGCCAAAAAUCCAAAGGCUGGCGCUCUUCAACUCAAGGUUGGAAACCCAGACAAGUCUCAUGAGCCUGACAAUGGUAUUGCCAGUAUACAUGGCUCCUUAGCAAACUCGGACAGGCUCCGACACCUUCGACGAGAGGCCCUGCGAGAAAUGAACCUUGCCCCCAAUAAAGAUGGAGAUGGCGCAGGUGACCAAUUCAUGCACGACAUGUUCAUGUGGGAUUCGCGUGGGUUGGAAAUUAUCUCAGCAUCAUUUAGGAACGGCAAGGAGCAUUUCACUUUUCAGACUCCAUGGAUGGCGAUGCGACUUUUGGAAAAAACAGACGAUGGGGAAAACGGCCCCAGAUACUUACUUACCACCUCAAUGUACUGCCAGAAGAUCAACCGGUGGAUCCCGCAAUUCAUGCGUCCGGAUAUCUCAGUAGACGAGCGGGAAGCUCUGGCCCGGAACGUUGUCGAUUUCUCUCUGGCUCAAAUGGAAGGUUUUAUCUCGGCAUACCUUGAAGUAUUUGGCGGGACAGACCGUGUUGACGCACGCAACAAAUUGAAAGGUUGCAAGCAACACUUCCGAGCCUCUGUCACUCGCAUCAAGCGCAAUCGAGCUGUGAUCCAGGCUGACGAGGUUUCUAUUUUUGAGUCAAUGUGUGAGUCGUUACUCCUCCGUAAUGUAGAUGGUGGCCCCACCCAUGGCGAAAAGAUCGAUGCUUUACAUCGCCGGUUCCCCAAAGUGAGGAGGUGGAUUGAUUGGUGGACUACUGCGGAUGUUGAGGCAAUGCUGUUCCCAAGCCGUCGCCAAAUGUUGGAUGACAAACCCGAUUCGGAUGAUGGGAUUCCAGAUACAACAAACGCUCAAGAGAGCAUGCACAGGGUCUACUACAUGCUAAGCUCUGGGAAAAAAUCACUGAUGAUUGGGAUGAUCGAGCUCUAUGCCUUCGUCACGGCCCUUGAGAAAGACUGGGUGCAAGUCCGACGGGGCAUUCCAAUCGCUUACGGCUCCCUUCCACCCAAACAAGUCAAUGUGUCCCACUCAAUCGGAUGGAGCAAAGCAACAAAGAGACAGAAGGCCGCUUGGAAUGACGGUCGUGCCCCUGACACAACAGAACAACUUCUUUCUGACUCCGAGAAACCACCCAAACGUUCUAAACUAGGAAGGCCAAAGAACUCGCCAAACAUCAACAAGGACCCUCAGUCCACCCCUCUCUGGCUCCAAGAACCUGGCGGAAAACACACCGAUCUGUUCUUCUUACUUGUAUCUCACUUCACAAAUCGGACGACUUACAAAAUGAAGCAAAGUUCGCAAUUACGUUCAAUCUUAACUCGGGGUUCCAACAAAAUAUUUCUGGAAGUCCAAAAACUUUAUCCAGCAAAUUUUGUCGCAGGAGCCUUUGCAUCGUGCGAUCUGUUUUUGGAACUUGUCUUGGAUCCAAAGAAGAACAAAUCCAAGACUUUACCCAGGCUUUUUCGUGUCCAGGAGGACAGAGCCUUUUCUUGUCCUCUCCACCCCGAGCAACAAGAACAUCCUCGAGGGUCUCGCGAGGUCGGUGUACUCAACAUAAGAAAGUCAAUGUUUGAUUUCAAUAACAUUGACCGUGCAAAUGUGGCGGAGCUGAUUAAUCAAUGGGGUAGUAAGGGCCUUGCUGGUAUCUCUGGACUUUGUUGCAAGCAAUGCCGAAGUGAGGAAUCUCAAGGUCAACCUUCCCCUAACGGUCAGAGCUAUCUGCAGGAAGUUUCGACAAUCUCCAUUAUAAAUGGUAAACCUCCGGCACAUUUAUAUUUCUAUGUUGAUGUUGCAACAAUUUCCGACGGGGACGAACAAAACCGAUUCAUGAGCAACAUUGAUUGGCCGUUCAAAAUCAGAUUUUCCGGGGAGGAAUACACUUUGAUUUCACGUGGGUUUUGGGGGAAGUCACACUACUGGGGAAAAGUCUUGCGAUACGUCAAUGGUAUCACCGCUGUCUGGAUGCACGAUGACAGAACAAACGGUGGAAUCGCACAGUUGGUUGACCGGGUUCCUGGGAGCAUUAGCGGUGCACAACCACACACCAGCUGGAUGGUCUACUCUCGAAGAUGGACUCAGGAUGAGGAGGCCUUCAUCAGCCAAAGCAUUGUCAACAUCCAGCGCGACAACCCCACCGUGAAAGCUGACAACAUUCCUUUUGUCAAUAUGGGAGCUGUCAUCCAAGCCAGUUAUGAUUCGGCUUUACCCCAUCUUACACAGCAUCAAGCCUCCCCGUCUGAUUUGACCGAAAUUAUUGCUCAAUCCUGUGGUGAGACCAAACCCCAAGAGCCACCCGCCAAUUCCGCUGGCAAGGGCUUGAAAAUUCGCAUUCGAAGGAUAAGAUCAGAUAUGCCCACUCAGGCAAAUCCUCGUGUUUUGGACGCAAAGACCGAGAAACCCACGGCGCAGCGUGGUCGGCCAAAGCCCAGGAAACUUGCGGACAAGACGUUUAAAUCGGAGCCAUUGACUGACGAUGACUGGGCUCGCAUAUCGGCCACCUAUUGGAAUAACCGUCCGAAGGAGACUGACAGGGAAAUGUUGGCUUUGCAUUCGAAACGGGCGGCAACAUUUGGGUCAAGUGCCGUGUUGCAGGCGGGCAGGGAUCCUCAUCUCCCUGAAACUAUUCAUGACAAUUCACAAGGUACUGAAGAACAUCAACUGACCCUCCACGCUGGUGCCCAAAUGGGGAGUCAAGCACUGCGCCGGUCUUCCAGAAACCGCAAGUGA
Molecule: messenger RNA, 3156 nt
Organism: Puccinia graminis f. sp. tritici CRL 75-36-700-3
Lineage: Eukaryota; Fungi; Basidiomycota; Pucciniomycetes; Pucciniales; Pucciniaceae
Exons: 11
Coding region: 1-3156 (1051 amino acids)
Source: RefSeq, a predicted model, not a curated record